This is a messenger RNA of Rhipicephalus sanguineus (brown dog tick), 1489 nucleotides long. Its product is annotated as oxygen-dependent choline dehydrogenase. The coding region runs from base 10 to 1113 and encodes 367 amino acids. NCBI's taxonomy places the organism in Eukaryota, Metazoa, Arthropoda, Arachnida, Ixodida, Ixodidae. The record is from RefSeq and is a predicted model, not a curated record. Gene Ontology annotation, molecular function: flavin adenine dinucleotide binding; oxidoreductase activity, acting on CH-OH group of donors. The transcript is spliced from 9 exons.
GCAAGAAUCAUGCCAGUUAUUCAGAAUAUCAUACUGGUGCUUUUGAACGUAGUUGCAGUCGUAGUAUUUAUAGAAUUACCAGAGGAGGAGCUCUAUAACUCAGUUGUAUUGAAACAUGAGUACGACUAUAUAAUUGUUGGCGCAGGUUCCGCAGGGUGCGCUCUGGCCAACCGUCUCACGGCUGAUGGCACCAACACGGUGUUACUUCUGGAAGCUGGGGGACUCGAGGACGCAGCCACGCAGGUUCCAUUUUUCUCGGCUGUUUUACAACGAACUAAAGUUGACUGGGACUAUGUGACCGAACCACAGAUCACUGCCAGCUUAUCUGUCGAUGACCAGGUUAACAGAAUCCCGCGUGGCAAAGUCUUCAGUGGCUCGAGUUCAAUCAACCACGUCAUCUACGCUCGAGGAAACCGCAAAGACUACGACAAUUGGGUGUCUGUGUAUGGCGCCGAGGGCUGGUCUUACAAAGACGUGCUGCCAGACUUCAUCAGUAUUGAAACAUCGUACCUAGGGAUCGACAACGGCUACCAUGGCGACAGUGGGGAAGUGCCGGUUAGUUUCCCGACUUCACACACAAAGGCCAGCAACUUGUUUUUAGAGGCUGGUCGGGAGCUUGGUUUCAGCAACGACGACUAUAAUGGGCCGAACCAGACAAGUUUUUCCCGCGUACAAAAUAACAUAAAGAAUGGAGAGCGCUGGAGCUCAAGUAAAGCGUUUAUUACCAAGGACGUUCGCAGAAGGCGGAAUUUUGACGUCGCACUUUACGCACACGUGACGAAGGUUAUUUUCGAAGGAAUGACAGCUGUAGGUGUGGAGUACAGGCGAUACUCCGAAACUCAUACUGUUCGAGCAAGGAGAGAAGUCAUACUUUGCGCUGGAGCCAUUGCGUCUGCGCAGCUGCUGAUGCUAUCCGGUAUAGGGCCUCGGGAACAUCUCGAGUCGUUGGGGAUAAACGUCAUUGCUGAUCUUCCCGUUGGCGAGAAUCUAUACGAUCACGUGACCGUGAACGGCAUCGCAGCGUCGUCAGCAGAAAACAUAGAAAUUAAUUACUAUUUACCCUCUACCGUGCCAUUGUACGCCCUAUUUAGAACAGGGUUCUUGGCGGCGUAAGACGCUUGCGGGUUGUGGAUGCUUCGUCGAUGCCUUACCUUCCAGCAGGAAACCUUAAUUCACCAUUAAUGAUGAUGGGUCAUCGAGCAGCGGCCAUGAUCAUGGAAGACAACAAUCAGUAAUCAAAAAGAAGAAAACAAAAGGCCCCAAUGCAAUCAAGGCUACAGAGCAUAUUGAUGCUAAACAUUCGGAAACAUGUGAUCAUCGAGCUCUUCAACGAGUUCCUGCAUUUGAGACAUGCUGCAUGCACGUCGUAUAUUGCACGAUAUAAAAACUCAAUAUACAUCAAAGAUGGGUGGAUAAACAGUCCGGCGUGUUCUUUAUGAGAAAAAGUGAUACAAACUCUGUCAUCCGCAAUGACAAUAAAGGUUUUAAA